Messenger RNA from Ilyonectria robusta, 1247 nucleotides. RefSeq lists its product as uncharacterized. The transcript is spliced from 2 exons. The record is from RefSeq and is a predicted model, not a curated record. NCBI's taxonomy places the organism in Eukaryota, Fungi, Ascomycota, Sordariomycetes, Hypocreales, Nectriaceae. Bases 236 to 763 code for a protein of 175 amino acids.
CCCUAACCACCCAGAUGGAUUGCGGUUCACUUUGUGCACUGGCGCAAGCCCAUUUCCAGUGUUGCGCGUCGUGUCAAUGUACCCAGGACUGAUUCCUUUGACGCUGAUGUUGCACCGCGUACACUCGGCCGCCAGCGUGCUCUUGAGCAUCAAGAACGCCGCCUUGCUAAAGUUGUGCGCCACCUGCGACUGAGGGGAAGCCGGCGCGGACGUCGUGAAGACCGUGUGCCCGACCAUGCCCUGCAGGAUCAUCUACUUCGCUACUACCUACGCGCAGAGGAACGUCCCCGUGAUGUUGAUGUCGAGGAUGUGUCGCCGCCGGUCUCGAGAUAGCGUGGGCCGCGCCCGAAAUCCCAGCGCAGCAGACCUGGGCGUCGAUGGAGAGCUGAAGGCAGCGGCUGUGGCAUUGACGGCUCGUCUGGUCUCAAGGUCGUCAACCACGUCGACUUCAAAGCAUUGGAUUCUCGCUCUUGGAAAUUCGUUCUUCAAUGCCAGGAUUUUUUCACGAGACGGGAUGAGGUUGAUGUCAAACACAGCCAGAUCAGAGGGCCGUGCUCCCAGCAGCAGAGUCCCUCGUAGGUUGUUGGGGUUUGGCCUUCGCGGUCUAGUUUCCAUCGGCCAGGGUCAUUUGAGGAUGCAUCCUAUUACGGGUCCUGUACAUUUCAGCAUGGGACAUCGCCAUCUUCAACUUCCUGGGAGGCAGAAAUGUGACGGUGUUUGUCGAGUGCCCUCUAUACCCAAGUAUGAGCCCGCCUUCAGCUGAAUUGUACAUCGGGUAAGUUCUGCCAAUGCGACUCAACUUACUUAAUACGUUCUGAAUUCCCACCGAGCUCGGUCGGAAUGCCUUUGUAUUCUCGCAAUACUUCGGAUGAGUGCUUCGGAUGAGUGCUCAUUCCAGGCAAUAUCGUCAGCUCAACCCCUGCACGAUAAUUAGUCUGACUCGGGGUCACAAGUGCGCGUCGCGUAGACGGUGGCGCCGAAUAACAAUCCACGAAUUGCUGGUGAGAAGGUCUCUAUUGAUCAACAGAGUGCUGCAGGUGACUGCUUCUGGAACAGCAAUUUAAUACCAGCCCAGGUCAUGCGGCUUUACCUGGGGUGAUUGUGAUGUUUCGCGAGGAAGUAAAGGAAUUAGAAUUGGAGAGAUGUGUAUUCAUAGUUAUUGGUGUCGAUUGGUAUACAGCAGCCAAUGCCCCAAUUGAUUGCAAAUUCUAGGAGGCCAGCUCAGUUUCAACCUUCUCACAUCAAAC